GGUGUAUUUUUGACACUUUACCCUUUACUUUAUCACCAUUAUCACAUUUCCCGCCAUUAAUAAACUAGGUCUUAUCAAAAUUUCAACUUCACUAUUCAAAACCCCAAAAUUUUACAAAAAGUAACAACAAUGACGAGCCAAUCUGAUAAUGCUAUCGCAUUUUCAGCAGCUGAGUUGGAGUUUCUAGCGGAAGAUGAAAUGGUUGAAAUCGUGCCAAACAUGAGAAUGGAACCUCUCAAUCUUAUAUCUGGAGAUUUUGGACCUUUCCGUCCACAAAUAGCUGCACAGGUGCCUCUCUGGUUAGCAGUGGCUUUGAAGAAAAGAGGGAAAUGCACUAUCAGACCUCCUGAAUGGAUGUCCGUUGAAAAGUUAACCCAAGUUCUGGAAGCUGAAAGAGACACUGAAAAGUUCCAACUAUUACCAUUUCAUUAUGUUGAAAUCUCGAGGCUUCUUUUUGAUCAUGCCCGCGAAGAUAUUCCUGACAUCUAUAUGGUGAGGUCUCUUAUUGAAGAUAUUAAGGAUGUGCGGUUUCACAAAAUUGGAACUGGUUUGGAGAUAAUUUCUAAGGAGGUCACAUAUGCGUUGAGGCUUAAAAAUCUCUCAGCAAUGGAGGCAAAUAUAGUACGUCCAUUUGUUACCAAAGCUUUGCUGACAUUUCAUAAGUUAAAUACUUCAGAAGCAAUACCAGAAUCUGGUAGUGUUCCAAACAGACAGCGUCAAGCAGUGGAUCCGAGGGAUAAACGUGUACUGAAAGGUCGAUGAAACUAUUCUGUCUUCAUUGCCGCAUCUUGACCCCUCCAAAGAGACAUGAAUUGAGCGUCCUGCUAACAAGGGAAGUACUAUUAUCAUGCAAGUCCGUCUUGUAUUUGUAUCAUACUUGUAACUGGUUCUUUUUAUCCUCCUUUUGAUCAGCGAUGAAUGACUGAAAAAUCUCCCUUCUGUAAAAUUUAAAAAUUUAAUUCUGAUUCUGUGUCUUGAUAUUCAAUUAUCAGAAGGGUGCACAGGGAUCUGUGAUGCAUAAUUGUAA
Molecule: messenger RNA, 1027 nt
Organism: Lycium barbarum (goji berry)
Lineage: Eukaryota; Viridiplantae; Streptophyta; Magnoliopsida; Solanales; Solanaceae
Product: DNA replication complex GINS protein PSF2
Exons: 8
Coding region: 130-762 (210 amino acids)
Biological process (GO): double-strand break repair via break-induced replication; DNA replication
Cellular component (GO): GINS complex; nucleus
Source: RefSeq, a predicted model, not a curated record